AACAUAAACCCUAAUAAGGGUUUAAAGUUUAAACCAUUUCUACAAACUUGUGCGGUGAGAUUCUGUUCUCUUCCACUCCAUAGUUCCAUUCCAUUCCAGCAAAAAUGGCUACCACGUACAUGGCUCUAAGGACCACAGCAAAAACCCUUCUGGGCGUUGCUCACUCUCCCGUUCCACAUUCUUGCCACCCUCUGAGUUUGAUCAGAACCCUCCAUUCCUUCGUUUCGCGACACCCAAGUUUCCAUCACCCUUAUUCUGGAACCUUCAGCUUCUUCUUCAGGGGCAUGGCCUCAGCUUCAGCUCCAAACCACAAUCUUGAUGAAGCGGCUUCCCUCGCCCCCGAUAAUCGCGUUCCAGCUACCGUUAUAACUGGUUUUCUUGGCUCCGGAAAGACUACUCUUCUGAAUCACAUUCUCACAUCCCAACAUGGCAAGCGGAUAGCUGUGAUCGAAAACGAGGUAUCGUGUUGUUGUGUAUGGGCUGCCCAUACAAUUCCACAAUAAUUCUGGUUUGGUGAGGUUGAUAUUGAUGGAUCACUGGUUGCUAGUCAUUCUUCUGUGAGUGAAGACAUUAUCAUGGUUAACAAUGGCUGCCUAUGCUGUACUGUGCGAGGAGAUCUAGUUAAAAUGCUACUGGAGCUGGCUAGAAAAAAACGAGACGUUAUUGAUCAUAUUGUUAUUGAAACCACAGGUCUGGCAAAGCCAGGCCCUGUUAUUGAAACAUUUUGCAGUGAUGAACUGGUUUCUCAGUAUGUGAAACUUGAUGGAGUUGUAACUUUGGUUGACUGCAAGCAUGCCAUGCAACAUUUAAAUGAAGUAAAACCAAGAUUUGUGGUUAAUGAGGCAGUAGAACAAGUUGCAUAUGCUGACCGAAUCAUUUUGAACAAGAUAGAUUUGGUUUCUGAAUCUGAGUUAAAUGCACUAACUAAGAAAAUUAAGCACAUCAAUGGAAUGGCACAAAUUAAGCAAGCUAAAUUUGGAUCUGUUGACAUAGACUUUGUUCUGGGGGUAGGAGGAUAUGAUCUUCAGAGAAUUGAAUCUGAUGUCCAUGGAGAGUGUCCCUCGUCGGCUAGCCAUCAAGAUGAUUCCGGACAUGAACACACAGGGCAUCACCAUCACGAUCAUGUACAUGAUUCUGCUGUCUCCAGUGUCAGUAUUGUUGCAGAGGGAACCCUAGAUCUUGAUGAGGUUGACGAUUGGCUUGAGAGGUUGGUUGAAGAAAAAGGAGAGGACCUAUACAGAAUGAAGGGUGUCUUGUCAGUGGAUGGUUCUGAUCAACGAUAUGUGCUUCAGGGGGUGCAUUCCAUAUUAGAUGGCAGCAAAGGAAAAGAAUGGGAACCUGAAGAAAAGAGGAUAAACAAACUUGUGUUCAUUGGAAGGAAUUUGGAUGAAACCACCCUUAGAAAAGGUUUCAGAGGUUGUUUAGUCUAGUUUUGAAACAAUGUCAUGGGUCAACUUCUGAAGAAGCAUCCCUUAUGGUCAGCACAUUGAACCACAAUCGGAAAAUGCUUGUUAUGUAGUGCUAAUUUUAUCUUAUACUUUGUGCAUGUCAAAUUACAUUGAAACCAAUAUAUUAGAUGUAAAUUAAGAGUUUGUGGUAUAGUAAACAA
This is a messenger RNA of Lotus japonicus, 1609 nucleotides long. RefSeq lists its product as uncharacterized. Gene Ontology annotation, cellular component: cytoplasm. Lineage: Eukaryota; Viridiplantae; Streptophyta; Magnoliopsida; Fabales; Fabaceae. The transcript has 10 exons. The coding region runs from base 576 to 1430 and encodes 284 amino acids. The record is from RefSeq and is a predicted model, not a curated record.